UUCUCUGUCUGUCGGCAGCAUGUUUAGCUGUGGGACUAACAAAGAUGCAAGUUAAAAGCUGUUACAUUGGAGAUUCUGACAUCUGCAAGUCCUCCUGGACAAUACAAUGAUUUUGCAAGGACCAAGCUAUUUGGAGUGAUUCAAUGGCGCUCGGGCACGGCACAAAGACGUCCGUUUUACGUGACCAGGGGGUCACGUCUGCUGCUCUGGGCAAUGGGCAGGUAGGAACUGCUGUCCAAGGCGUGGGUCCACCAACCAGGAAGACACGGUCCUGCAAAGGUCUUCUUUUAUCCCUCCUCAUCAUCGUCAUGUUCCUCGUAGCUGCAGCAGCUUCACUGUCCUGGUACUUCCUAGAGUACAGAGUGUGGACGUUGGAGCCUCGUAUUCAGCAGCAAUACGUAGCCCACGUGACCAUCCUCAACAAGAACCUCUCCACCGACAUGUCCUCCCACAACGGUCUGGCAUUCAGAAGAGAAGCUAAGAGAGUACAAAACAUGGUAAAGACAAUAAUGAAAUCUUCAAGCCUUUCUCGAUACUUUAACUACACCACUGUGUUUGCAUUUGGGGAUGGGAGUGUGGUUGCUCAUUUCUGGAUAGUUCUGUCCAUACCCAGCAGUCAUGUCAUGAAAGUCACGCAGGAGACAGUCAUUAAAAGCCUGCAGGAAGGCCUGAGGUGGUACAGUGAAUCUGAGAUGGAAGAGACGGCCAGCUUUGACGACUACCUCCUGCACCUCCCCACGAUGUCUGUCAGGGAAACCAACCCCAAAGUUAUAGAACUUUUGAAAGCAUCAUUUGACUGUUACCGCUAUCAGAAGGUGGUGUCCAACAUUUCUGUGGGUCUCCGCGGGCCUAACACGCAGCGCUCCUCCUGCUUGUGGCACCUCCAGUCCAACCCCGGCUCCCAGCUGGAGCUCCACAUGGAGUGGCUGCUGCCCGAGUGCCGUGACAGGCUGCUGGUGUACAACUCCCUCACGCCCUCCGACGAUCAUCUCAUAACGUCUGUGUAUGGCUGCAGCAGACAUGAGCACGUGGUGCGCGUCCUGUCAUCAGGCGAGUGGAUGACAGUGGUUUGGAAACAAGGGCUUUACAAUUACAAGGACCCUUUUUCUUUGUCUGCUCAAGCCUGGGCCAGUCGGGACUGUAAUUACAAUAUACAGUUGGAGGCAGUACCAGGUGUCCAGGGGACACUAAGCACACCUUUCUUUCCCAGCUUCUACCCCCCAAACACCAACUGUACCUGGAGUUUUACUAUUCCCAGUGCAGACAUGGGCUUGGCUUUGGAGUUUGAAGGCUAUGAGCUGAGCAGAGCCAGUUACAACCAGGCCUGUACUCAGGGACAAUGGAUCGUCCAGAACCGCAGACUGUGUGGUACCAGAGGACUGCAGUCCUACUGUGAACGCCUCUUCCUGCUCUCCGAGACCACCACUGUCGUUAUGACCUCCGAGGUCUCGCUGACGGGGCCCGGCCUUCAGCUGCGCUACAGCGUCUUCAACCUGUCAGACCCUUGUCCAGGCCAGUUCCUGUGCACUGUGAAUGGCCUCUGCGUUCCUGUGUGUGAUGGAAUCAAGGACUGUCCCAACGGCCUGGACGAGAGGAACUGCGUAUGUGUGGCACAGUUCAAGUGCCCAGAGGACAGUCAGUGUGUGGACUACUACAAAGUGUGCGACCAACACCCAGACUGCCCUGAGGCCACGGAUGAGAUGAACUGUACUGAUGGAGUGGACUGUACAGAUAUGACAUAUGUGUGUGCCGAUGGAACGUGCUUGAAGAAGCCAAACCCGGAGUGUGACUUUGUUAGCGACUGCCCUGAUGCCUCUGACGAGAAACAAUGCGAGUGCGGCCUGAGACAGUUCUCCAGCCGCAUCGUUGGGGGUAGUGACGCCUCGGAGGGCGAGUGGCCGUGGCAAGCCAGCCUGCAGGUGCGGGGCAACCACAUCUGCGGGGGCGCGCUAAUCUCCGGUCAGUGGGUGGUGUCUGCUGCUCACUGUUUCUAUGACGACCGUCUGUAUUCCCCCUCUGUGUGGACCGUCUAUCUCGGUAAGCUGCUUCUCAACCGCAGCAGCCCCGCGGAGGAGGCGGUGCGAGUGCAGCGCAUCCAUCUUCACCACUAUUACGAUGACGAAUCCCAUGACUAUGACCUGGCUCUGCUGAAGCUUGACCGGCCAGCGUCCGCACUACUGACCGGACAUGCUCGACCCGCCUGCCUGCCACCGCCCACCCACCAGCUGGAGCCGGGCCUGCUCUGCUGGGUCACUGGCUGGGGAGCACUCCGAGAGGGAGGUAGCACUAGUAACUUGCUUCAAAAGGUGGACGUUCGUCUGGUCAGCGAGGAAUCUUGUGUUCGCUCCUAUGGCUACGUGGUCACUCCCAGAAUGCUUUGUGCUGGUUAUCGCAGUGGCGAGAAAGAUGCCUGUCAGGGAGACUCUGGCGGUCCCUUGGUUUGCCAGGAGCCGUCAGGACGCUGGUUCCUGGCUGGCGUGGUGAGCUGGGGAAAAGGCUGUGCGCGUCCAGACUACUAUGGGGUCUACACUCGAAUCACUCGGCUCACUGGGUGGAUCAAACAGGUCAUCAGCAACCCCUGAGCCAAUGAGGAUCAUUCACACUACAUCCGGAGGUGCUGGCAGAUGAGCUGAGAUUAUUUUUCUUCCAAACAGCCAUAAGAGAGUUUUAAAGACUUUUAAAGACUUUAAAAAGCUCAGAUUCUUCCUUAUGUGGCACAUUUCAGAGCUGACAAAUUGUUUCAAUGUUGUUUCCCUUAUCAUCAUGAAUGAUAAACUCUCUGUUUGGACUAAUGUCAUUAUUCCCAUAAUAAAAUAUUCACAUGCACUGUAUUUACAUGUUUUCCUGAAAGUGUAUUUAAAACAUCAAAGCAACACGUCCACAACUACGUUAGGAACUGCAACUGAAUGUACAAGUACCGCAGUGUAAAGCUACUGAAGGUUUUCAGGCAUUUCAGAUUUCAGGACCUAAAAGUCCCAAAGCAAUCGGUACAGUGAUUACACCUCAUGGUUUUUUGCAAGCACCUUGUGAGGUCUUGCUUAGAUAUGUUUAUGUUU
Cololabis saira (Pacific saury) is the source of this 3056-nucleotide messenger RNA. Its product is annotated as transmembrane protease serine 6. Gene Ontology annotation, molecular function: serine-type endopeptidase activity; protein binding. The coding region runs from base 144 to 2582 and encodes 812 amino acids. The record is from RefSeq and is a predicted model, not a curated record. Lineage: Eukaryota; Metazoa; Chordata; Actinopteri; Beloniformes; Belonidae. The transcript has 18 exons. Gene Ontology annotation, biological process: proteolysis.